UUAUUCCUCCUGUCUCUACAUGCGUAAAGACUAAAGUACAUAUUGUAAAUCGAGCUUGAGUACAGAUGAUUAUGAAAACGUCGGUUUUACCAAUACUGAUAAAGUGUAAUAAUAUGCUAAUAAAGCGAAAAUGCAGUCAUUUGACGGUUGACAAAUUUUAAUGAGAGUAAAUGUGCAGUAUUUUUUUCGUUCUGUGAAUCUACAAAAUAGUAGACUACCAUGCCUUCUACAAAGAAGACAUCUUUUCAAGACAACUGGCUGACUAACCCUCUCUAUGAAAAAUGUAUCAAGCGAGUUCCUGACAAUAUUCAUGCAGCUCAUUGUACUAUUUGCUACACUAAUUUUGGUCUUAGUAAUAUGGGAAAAGGAGCACUAGACAGUCACAUAUCAGGUAAAAAGCAUAAAAAGGCGGUGCUAGACAUUAAUAGCAGCUUGAACAUUAGCAUGUUUGGCGUUCCUGAAGAAUCGAGAAUAACAACUGAUGAAAAUCAGCCGUUACUGAUAUUCACGAGAGUGAAAGAAGAACUGCAGAUCAGUCAAGAUCUGGAAGGGACAAUAUCGAGAGAGCUUCACCUGCUAAGAAAUCGCAUGGUCUGUCACAGUUUUUGA
Leptopilina heterotoma is the source of this 609-nucleotide messenger RNA. RefSeq lists its product as uncharacterized. The transcript is spliced from 3 exons. NCBI's taxonomy places the organism in Eukaryota, Metazoa, Arthropoda, Insecta, Hymenoptera, Figitidae. Bases 220 to 609 code for a protein of 129 amino acids. The record is from RefSeq and is a predicted model, not a curated record.